AUGAUGUGUGUGCGGAUGACGCAGCUGGUUGCGCCAAGCAUCGGGUGCUCCGUUGGGGUGGCGCGAGCUGUGUGAGUGUGAGCGUGCGUGCACGGAAGGAUGUGCUUCGGCUGCCGUGUCCUCGCCGAGCUCUCGUCGUGAGGGUAUAUCAACAAGGCUACGUGACCGAUCGAUCGAUCAAUCCUCCUGCUGUUUCUUGGUCGAUCGGCGGCAUGUGGGGCGACGUGGUGUCGGUGGUCCGGCAGGGCCUGCGGUGGCGGCGGCGGAGGGGGAGGAGGACGACGGCGCGGGUGGUGGACGAGAGCGCGCUGGAUGCCGUCGUCGCGGCGGAGGACGGCGGUGCCGCGCCUGGCGCCACCGUGGCGCCGAGCGUGGCCGGCGCGCUGGCCAGGGCGCUGCUGGCGCUCGCGUGCGCCGUCCGCUUCGACGGCGACGGCGUGUCCACGGAGGAGGCCUGGGCGGCCAGCGCGUGGCGGCCGCGCGCCGACGAGGUCAGCCACCUCAUGGUGCGCGAGAGCAUGCGCUACGCCAUCUACGCGUAGCCAUACCCAGGAGGACCUACAGGCAGAGUAGAACUGUACGUACGUAUGUGUGGAUUGUGUACGUGCAUAGAUAGAUAUCUAUACGAUGCUGGGUACUAGAUUGAUGUAUAGAGUAUUGUAUCUUCGAUGUACUUGUUCCGUUUCAACAACAACAACAAGAUCACAGCUACAUGUGUCCUGGUAAGUGGGCUGGCGUGCUUAUAUGUAUACAAUUCUUGGUUAAUCUGAGAGAUCACUCUAGUUUAAUAUCAA
Lolium rigidum is the source of this 794-nucleotide messenger RNA. RefSeq lists its product as uncharacterized. Lineage: Eukaryota; Viridiplantae; Streptophyta; Magnoliopsida; Poales; Poaceae. The transcript has a single exon. The record is from RefSeq and is a predicted model, not a curated record. Bases 213 to 542 code for a protein of 109 amino acids.